AUGAAGGCGCGACCAGAGCCUCGGGGACGAGACUGCGUGCGGGAGACCAGAGAGGACCCCGCGCAGGCCCGCCGCGCUGCCCUGCAGGGCACCGAGGAGGAGGGAAGGGAAGACCUCCCCAGGCUGAAGGGUCCCCAAGCCGCAGGGCCGGUCCGAGCCGCGCUCCGAAGGAGCCCUCUGCACAGAGCCCGGCGCCUGAGCGAAGGGAGCGGGAAGCGCGACGGGGGCGGAGCAGACGCCGGGAAGACUUGGGGCGCAGGAGCCGCGGCGGGGGCGCGGAGGGGAGAUGCGCGGCGGGCCCGGGGCGGGGAGAUCGGGGGCUCCGGGGGGCUUCGGGGGCGGGGAGAUCGGGGGCUCCGGGGGCAGGGGCCCGGGGGCGGGGAGAUCGGGGGGCUCCGGCCGGCGGGCUCCAGGCGGCGCGGGGGAGGACCGCCGCGGCUCCGCGGGAGUCAAAGCCACCCGCCCGCGUCGCUCUGGUUUUCAGACAAACCCAGUCAGAGGAGUCGGCGGCCAGGACGCCUCCACGCGCCCUCCGUCUCCUCGGCAACGGGCAGCGUCCCCGCGCCGAGGGCCUUAGAGCCCCGCCUCGUCGUGCCGACGCGAGGUGACGCACUUCCGGCGGGAGUCCCGCCUCCUCCCGCCAGGAGGCGUGACCGCGAGCUCCGCGCCCCGGCCCCACUGGUCUCGGGUCCCGGCGGCGUGGCCCCCUUUGCCCGGUCCGCACGAGCUCGGUCCUCGGUGGCCUCCUGGGUGCCAGGGUCUCGGCGCCCAACCGGACAAGCAUCCCGGCUCCUUCCAGUCCAAGCGCCGCUGCUCGGCUCCGCGCCCCCGGCCCGCGGCGCGGUGACAGGUCCGCGGAGGCCGCCGCCGCCUUCUGACGACGUGUACUACACGCUGUUCGAUGUGAACGCGCCUUCCGUCGGCGUUUGGCGCAGAGGCGCCACAGGGUUGGAUGGCUCUGGGCUUGGACGCUCGGCAAGGCUAGAGGCCAAUCCCCAGGUCUCCAGGCGCCAGGGCUGCAGCCGGCAGGUUCAAGGCGGGCAGGGGGGGCGACUGGACGACCAGACAGGUCCCCUCCUGGCCUGUUGCUCCAGAGGCAACAAGUGUCUGAAUGCCUUGCCCCUGCGGAGUGGCCCGUGCAGUGAUUGGGGCGGGACGCCCCAGUCUGCAGGGUACCUGAGGGCUUCCAUCUCGGCCGAGAUUCAGGUGAUGACAGCCCUGUCCUUCCUUCGGGCCUUCCACCAGCAGGUGUUUUCUUGCUGAGUCAAGUUGGGGUUCCUGGGUGCUCUGUCUCAGGGCUUCCUCCCAGUCGCUAAUGGGUCACACUCCCCAGCACCCAGAAUGUCCACCUUUGUCUUAGCCAGAUCUGCUGCAUGACAGGAGCCCGUGAUGCACCAAGUUUUGCCGGUUGACUGUGCCCCACAUGGUGUCCCUCAGACAGCAUCGCUGGGCACAGCUGGAGGCACAGGGAAAGGAGUGGCGGCCGCCUGUCGCACGUCAUGUCAGCGUCGUGUAACUGUGUUCUUCUGAAUAAAGGCAACUUGCCAACCUCCUAGCUAAAUGGGAUUGGAUCUUUAUGGCUUUUAAAAGUUUUUCCAAUAAAAUAUUCACAAAUAGGGAAAACUUCUUGUUUUUAUGCUGUCCUAACGUAUGUUUUGGAAGUCGUUCUGCCCUCCCAGAGCUGGCGUUUCCUUGAGACCAGAGAGACUAGUGCCCAACAAAACAGACCCAGACGCCUGCCUGUUUGCUUGAGGUGGUUAGACGCUAAAAAUGUAAAACUGCCUUUUAAAAACCGUUUU
Molecule: messenger RNA, 1799 nt
Organism: Lutra lutra (Eurasian river otter)
Lineage: Eukaryota; Metazoa; Chordata; Mammalia; Carnivora; Mustelidae
Product: AT-rich interactive domain-containing protein 1B-like
Exons: 4
Coding region: 1-1263 (420 amino acids)
Source: RefSeq, a predicted model, not a curated record